This is a messenger RNA of Seminavis robusta, 740 nucleotides long. The record is from the annotation of a GenBank genome assembly. Lineage: Eukaryota; Bacillariophyta; Bacillariophyceae; Naviculales; Naviculaceae.
AUGAACACCGCCACUCGUAACCGCAUCACUACGAUGAUCGCGAAUGCCCAGACCGCGUCCGAAUGCCAAGAGAUUCAAGCACAGCUGGAAGCGUUGGCGUCUGGAGCCAAACGGAAGCGUGCCGAGAUGAAGGCAGCAGAACGUCAAGAUGGCUUGAACUACAAAGGACGCGGUGCUCAGAAGUGCUCGUUUUGCACCAACACCGUGAAUCCCGACGACGAGGAUUUUGCCGUUACUUGUGGCGCCUGUAACAAACUCGCAUGCGGCGAUUGCUACUUGAGUUGCAAGGAAUGUCAGGAAUUAGUAUGUUUCGACUGUUCUCAUUACUGCGAGAGCUGCGAGGAAAACGUCUGCUCGAAGUGUGAAACCAACGAGUGCAUGAGAUGCAAUAAGGAAACUUGCUCGGACUGUGUUUUUCUGGUCGGGCCUCCACAAUGGAAAUGCUGCGAGGGGUGCCGUGAUGGAUGGGUGGACGACGGAUGGCGAUCUUAUUAGGUCUAACCAGGUUUCUAGGAGUCGCGACGAUGUGAUUUCACUGUCCAUUAGCUAGCUAGUCGCCGAUGGACGAAAGGUGAUUUCUCAAGUAAGUUGUUGGAGGUACGGUAUGUUUGGAUACAGGCAUUGCGAGCGAAAUAUAAUUAUGCAUAAUAAGUAAUAAACUUGGAGACCGAAUACAUGUACCGGUACUCGAGUACUCUCGAAUAACGCAAUAACGCUACGCACAGGCACAGCUUUCGGAC